Messenger RNA from Drosophila nasuta, 1029 nucleotides. RefSeq lists its product as uncharacterized. The coding region runs from base 1 to 1029 and encodes 342 amino acids. Lineage: Eukaryota; Metazoa; Arthropoda; Insecta; Diptera; Drosophilidae. The record is from RefSeq and is a predicted model, not a curated record. The transcript has a single exon.
AUGAAGUCUCCACUAUCCUUCGCUCAUCUGCUUCUCGUCGGCAGCCUGCUUGUCAGCCUAACGCUCGCCGAACGGCCAUCGCAUGUGCUCAAGGUGCGCCGCAGUGGCUACAUCAAUGAGCCCUCUGCUGCCCUGGCACGCUCCAAUGAUGCUGCUGCCGCUGCCGCCUUCGAGUUGGCCGGAGAUCAGGAUAAACUGAGCGUGGUGCCAGCUGGUGCUUCAGCCGCUGCUGCUGCAGGUGCAGCUGGUUCAGUGGGCGCUGCCAACGGUGGAAACAACAAGAAAGAUGCAUCCAGUGGCCGUCUCUUUCUGAAGAAGUUCCUCAUGUUCAAGAACAUGUUCGGCAGCAGCAGUCAACCGGUGAUCCCCAUCAUUAUCACAAAUCCUGGCACAACCUCCACAGCGCCCACAUCACCCACUGUCACAGUGACCUCAACUGGCACGAUACCAACGGCAACGGGCACAAUCACAGCCACACCCACAUCCCCGACGAGCACUUCACCCACCAGUCCCACCUCCACAUCGACCGCUCGUCAGUAUGGCGCUGAUGAUCAGGACGAUGAGCUGGCCAACGAUGAUGGCGCUGACGAUGGCAGCGAUGGCGCCGCCGCUGGUGGCAUUGCGAUGGCUGCCAACGCUGAGCUCCUCGAUGAGCAGGCCAUGCAGGCGGCUUUGGCGGCCGGUGCCCAGGAGUACGAGGUGUUCACCAACGGCGAUCAGGCGGACGAGAGCAAGGCCAGCCAGAGCAAUCGCAUCAAUUUGCGUCGCAAGGGCGGACGUCGCGGUCAGGGACAGAUGCUCAGUGUGCGCAUUCCGCCACGCUAUCGUCGCUACUUCAAGAACGGCCAGAAGGUGAUGCUCAACACAAAGAGCCGACCCAACAAGCGUCGUGUGGUGAGGAAGCGUGUCCAGAACAAGAACAAGCGCAUCAACAAUCGUCGUCGCGGUGGCAAGAACAAGAACAAGAAGGGCAAGGGCAAGGGCAAGAAUAAGAACAAGAACAAGCGUACACGCAUUCCAGUUGCCUAA